AUGGUUCGAAUAUUGGCGUUUUCCCAAACUCAGCUUGCUUCUCUUCCACCGUUCACGCCUUUAUUCGUGUCGUUGAUCUGGAGGAAUGCCUGCUUACGACUGAGAAUUGCAGAGAGUUCUGUAAAACGCGAUCGCGGAACCACCUCUAUAGCGGUAAAUCCUUUCCGCACCUUUCCCAUUGCUUUCCCCACCUUUCCCAUUCCUUUCCUCCCCUUUCCCGGUCCUUUCCGCGCCUUUCAAGCUUCUUUCUGUGGCUUUCAGGUUACUUCCUGCACCUCUCCCAGUCCUUGCCGCACCUCUCCCGGUCCGUUCCGCGUCUUUCAUGUUCCUUUUUGCGCCUUUCAAGUUCCUUUUCGUGCGUUUCAAGCUACUUUCCAUUUCUUUUCCGUUCCUUUCCGCUCCUUUUUCGUCGCUUUCCUACUAUUCCCGCUCCAUUUCACACCUUUGAACUUGGUUACCGCGCCUUUCCGGUUCUUUUACGCACCUUUCCCGUUUCUUUUCCGCACCUCUCCCGGUCCUUCCCGCUCCUCUCCCGGUCCUUCCCGCUCCUCUCCCGGUCCUUCCCGCUCCUCUCCCGGUCCUUUUCGCGCGUUUCGAGUUCCUUUUCGCGCGUUUCAAGUUCCUUUCCGCUCCUUUUUCGUUCCUUUCCUACUAUUGCCGCUCCAUUUCGCACCUUUCAACUUGGUUUCCUCGCCUUUACCGUUCUUUUACGCGCCUUUCCCGUUUCUUUUACGCACCCUUCCCGUUUCUUGCCGCACCUUUCAAGUUCCUUUCGGCACCCUUUACGUUCUUUUGCGCUCCUUUCCCUUCGUUGCCUCUCGUUUUGUUCGUUUCAUUCCCUUUGUUUUCCGCACCGUUCCCUUGUAUUCUGGAUGCAUCGCGACACCAUCUAAGAACACGAUCUGCCUCGACAUCAUAAUCUAA
Messenger RNA from Soboliphyme baturini, 924 nucleotides. Lineage: Eukaryota; Metazoa; Nematoda; Enoplea; Dioctophymatida; Soboliphymatidae. The record is from the annotation of a GenBank genome assembly.